CCCUUUUUUUUUUUUUUUUUUUGACUCAUGAUUUCACCAUUCGAAUAAUAGCCCGGGUACAGCUGCGGCUCAUCGUAUCAUACGAGUACUGUACUGUACUCGUCACGUCGAUGCCUUCCUAAGGGGAACUGCUAUCCGAAUCCAAAACGAAAGGGCCAAUAGCAGUCCUUUUCAACGGUGCCUCGGCACCACGAGUACUCGAGCAUGAUAUCUCUGCCUCACACAAAGGCUAUGACCAAGACUUCGGGUUCUCUUACGUUCUACAUUUGGCGAUAUGGGCAAAAAUGAAAACAAGGAAGGAGUGCUGCCAGUGUGACUCUACUCUACUCGUACUCACAUUCGAGGAUUCGAGUACUGCAACGUCUGAUGUCACUUUCUUCCUUCCUUUUCUUUCUUUUUUUUUCUGCAUGUUGACAUGGGGCACCGUUGGACGGGUUGAUGUUGUUCCGUGGUUGGUGGGUGAAAGCUUGUUUCCUCCUUACAGGUACAAGAGCCAACUUUGCAACACGGCCCUUGUACAGUACCCUCGGUCGCGUAAUUAUGACCCCCGUCGAUACCGGUGCGUAUCCAUCCAGUUUAACUCCCGAACUCCACAGAGCAUGCGGAAGUAGAAGGGGAGGGAGGGGUUCGCUCGUUGCCGAAGGUCAUGGCCCCACAGGCUGUCCUACACUACCGGUGUAUCAUAGUAUCAUAGCGCGUAUGAUACUUGUACUAUCCAGAAUAUUGGUAUCAAAUCAAUAG
Messenger RNA from Tuber melanosporum (Perigord truffle), 741 nucleotides. RefSeq lists its product as uncharacterized. The coding region runs from base 439 to 741 and encodes 100 amino acids. NCBI's taxonomy places the organism in Eukaryota, Fungi, Ascomycota, Pezizomycetes, Pezizales, Tuberaceae. The transcript has a single exon. The record is from RefSeq and is a predicted model, not a curated record.